Molecule: messenger RNA, 3096 nt
Organism: Haliotis rufescens (red abalone)
Lineage: Eukaryota; Metazoa; Mollusca; Gastropoda; Lepetellida; Haliotidae
Product: RING finger protein 207-like
Exons: 3
Coding region: 16-2058 (680 amino acids)
Biological process (GO): positive regulation of DNA-templated transcription
Cellular component (GO): chromatin; nucleoplasm
Molecular function (GO): ubiquitin-protein transferase activity; zinc ion binding
Source: RefSeq, a predicted model, not a curated record
UAGUUGCUUUGAUACAUGUAUAUACCUGCCGUCAGCGGAUCACGUGAGACUAAGUUAUGUCACGUGACACGAGCCAGCAACCAGGAAGUGAGACGCCUUCAGAGAGAAGACGCGCCCAUUGUAAUAUCGAUGGCGACCGCUAAGAAGCUAACAGAGAACCACCUCACCUGUGUCAUCUGUACAGAGGUGUUCACAGACCCUGCCACGCUUCACUGUCAUCAUACAUUCUGCAAGUCUUGUCUGCUGAAAUACACCUGCACACAGCCGGAAGCAGUACAAGCCAAGUCCAUCCCAUGUCCCUCCUGUAGACAACAGACGAAGGUGACCAACCCUGACAGUCCAGUAGAGGAGUGGGUCAGUCAGCUGAAACCAAGCCACGUCAUACAGGGGCUGAUGGACGACUUUGGUCCCGGCACAAAGGCUGUGGAGGAACAUGUGUGCAGUGUUUGUACAAAACAAGGAAAGACAACUCCAGCCACUUCUUGGUGCUCUGUCUGCGAUGUUGUGUACUGUGAAGGAUGUCUCCAGUUGCACAACAUGAUGCCAGGGUUGUGUGACCAUGAAGUCGCUCACUUGUCUGAUCACACCAAGACAAAGGUCAAGCGGCGCUUCAUGUGUCAAGUCCACAGAGACAAACCGAUAGAGUUGUUCUGUAAAGACUGCAAGCAGGCAAUAUGCACGAUUUGUUGCAGUAUAAAACACAGGACAUGUAAGGAUGUUGAUACAAUAGAGAGUAUGACCCCUCUUGUGAAGGAACAACUGACAAGCAAAAUAGAGAAACUCGGAAUCAAGAUUGCAGCUAUGAAUAAUAUCAUAACCCAGAGAAAAUCUACAAUUCAAGAUGUGAAAAUUAAUUCACAAACCCUCAAAGAUCAAGUCAUGAAGACACGCGAUACAGUGAUGCGUGCUAUUUUAAGAAAAGAGAAGAAACUCCUUGGUGACAUCGACAAAGCUACUGAUAAACAAUUACAUGACUUACAAGCAGAUAUAAAAUCCCAGGAGAUCGAGCUACAGAUGUACCAGCAGCAGUAUGAGUUCACAGCCAAUGCUGUGACGUCCGACUGUGAGAUGGACAUGUAUGCCGUCUAUGAGUCGAUGGGUGAGACUUUUACAGACAACAGAGACACGGACAACAGACCAGCAGCAGGAAGGGUUGUAUUGACACACGACCUGGACAAGCUGAGUAAAGCAGUUGAUGAGCUACAGCUGGGGGAGGUUCAAGUCGUCCAUGGAGUGAGUGACCUUGGGUCUUCUCCUGUUCUACAUCACACCAUUGACUGCAAGGACGAUGGGGACAGGGAGGAUCCUGACUUGUGUGACGUCACAGUGUUGACUGUUGAUGGUGCGAAAGUGAUGGCAAUUACAGAUUACAAUAACAAGAGACUCAAAACAUAUUACACAUCAAACUUCAAAUCCUUUCAUAAUCAGCUUCUGCUUUCUAAUUGUCCUUAUCAAAUUGCCAAGUUAAGUGAGAGUCAGAUAGCGGUCAGUGUUCCAGACAGUCAGGAAAUAGUUACAGUGAAUGUUACCCCAGGUCCUGUAUUACUGUCAACUAUCAAGACAAGCAAGGAGUACUGGGCUCUAGCCUGUCUGAGUUCUUCACAGCUGGCGGCAGGUACAGGGGGACAGUCUCACUCUGUGGACAUACUGGACAUGACAGGGAGGAUACUGAGGUCUAUCAACACGGGAGUGAUAGGGAGUCCAGACUACAUCCAUAUCAUCAGGAACAACAACUUGAUAGUCAGUGAAGAAGCAGUAAAAUCCCUUGUAUGUGUUACCAGUGAAGGGGACGCUGUUUUCACCUACACUCCUACAGGAGACAGAGCUCCUUGUGGCAUCACAUCAACCAGCACAGGAGAUAUCCUGCUUGUGGACACAUACUCCCACAAGGUGAUUCAGCUGACAGAGUCGGGACAGUUUGUCAGAUAUGUCCUCACACAACAGGAUGGUCUCAAAGAUCCUCGUGGUGUCUGUCUUGAUGCUGACGGCCUGCUGUAUGUUACAUCUGACAGAUAUGUAAAAGUAUUCAAAUUCUGCGCCGCUUACAGGAAUUUGUAAACAAAUCAUCAUUUCCUCGUCAGCACUUAGGACAUACAUGUAUGUUCAAAUGAGAGUAGGGUUUCUUUUUCAGCUGUUCACAAUGUUUCACAUAUAAAACAUGGCAAAAAAAUCAAGACAAGUUCUGAACUUUGCUAUUUAUGAUAUUUUUAUUUCUUAUAAUUUUCGAUUCCAAGGCAAAAAUUUGGACUUCACAUGUAAUUUUAACGCAUAACUCAUAAACAAUUGCUUGUUAAUGAGGCAACUGCUGGAAUGGCGCCUUUUGUUAUUCGGGAAACUACAGAGUGGUGUUGUGUAUCUAUGUGUUGUGUAUAUAUGAAAGUACAGAGUGGUGUUGUGUAUACAUGAAAUUACAGAGUGGUGUUGUGGAUAUAUGACACUACAGAGUGGUGUUGUGUAUAUAUGAAACUGCAGAGUGGUUUGUGUAUAUGAAACUAAAGAGUGGUGUUGUGUAUAUAUGAAACUAAAGAGUGGUGUUGUGUAUAUAUGAAACUACAGAGUGGUGUUUUGUACAUAUGAAACUACAGAGUGGUGUUGUGUAUAUAUGAAACUACAGAGUGGUGUUGUGCACACAUAAAACUAUAUAGUGACAUUUUGUAUAUACGUGAAACUAUAAAGUGAAAUUUUGUAUAUACGUGAAACUAUAAAGUGAAAUUUUGUAUGUACGUGAAACUAUAUAGUGACAUUGUGUAUAUACCUGAAACUAUAUAUGGCCUAUGUAUAAACCUGAAACUACAUGUGCCUUUUUAUCAAUACACGAAGCCAUAGUGUCCUUUUGUGAGUAGAAAUUUAACUCAUUCACUUCACCUUUACUUCCCACUGACUUAAACGGUCCCUUAUUACAGCGUAGUCCAAAAUGAAGGCACUAAGAUUAGUGAAAACGUAAAAUGGAGAUUUUUUUUACAUAUAUUACUCAUAUAACAAACUUCAAAACCUACACAUACCUGAACUGUCUCUGUCUGGACACACGGGACAUGCCACGCCUUCUGCUCCUGCCUGGUGUCAGUUGUGAAGAAUAAAUUGCUUAUUAAAGUUUAA